This is a messenger RNA of Kazachstania africana CBS 2517, 1074 nucleotides long. RefSeq names its product ubiquitin-protein ligase PSH1 (gene PSH1). NCBI's taxonomy places the organism in Eukaryota, Fungi, Ascomycota, Saccharomycetes, Saccharomycetales, Saccharomycetaceae. The record is from RefSeq and is a predicted model, not a curated record. The transcript has a single exon. The coding region runs from base 1 to 1074 and encodes 357 amino acids.
AUGUCUUUCAAUGAAGUUAAGGAUCUUAUAAGUAAUAAAAAAAUCAAAGCUAAAACGGAAAGACGUAUUCUGUUGCAGUAUAUCGAAACAAGUAAAUGUAAUAUUUGUCAUGAGAUCUUAAGCAUACCGAUGAUGGUAACACCAUGUGGCCACACUUAUUGCUAUGAGUGUCUAUUGACAUGGUUCAAGAACAAUGAGAAUAGGGAGCUGAAUUGUCCAGAUUGUAGAGUUUCCAUAGAAGUUGAACCAUGUUUUAACUUCUUCCUGCAUUUAAAUCUAAAAUUUUUGAUUGAGUCAAUUUAUAAGAAGAGGAAGAAAGAAUCCAAGGUAUCUGAGUUACUAAGAGGAAGGGAACAAGAUUAUAUUAGAUAUCAUAAGGAUAAAAAUGCCAAUAAUAUGUUUGAUAAUAUAUUUAAGAACAGCGCAGUGGCCAUAAAUGAUGUGGACGAUGAUGGUAUUCCACGAUGCAGCAACUGUCAUUGGGAAUUAGAUCCUGAUGAUAUGGAAGAAGAUGAGAACGUAUGCCCCCACUGUCACAGCCGUAUUAGGAACAUUGUAAUAAAUGAACGCGGUGCAUCUACUAGAGAUAGACCGUUCGGGAACAGACCCGAGAAUGAGGAUGAAUACAGUGAAGGAGAGUAUGAUGAGAUUGUUGAUGAGAUACGACCCGAAGAUAGUGAUACAGGAGAUGAUAGUAACGACGAGGAAAGAAGAGAAGAAGAAGAAGAAGAAGAAGAAGAAGAAGAAGAAUACGACUCUGAUUUAGAUUCGUUCAUUGAGAAUGAUGAACUUGCCGAAAAUAGUGAAGAAUUGGCUAAUGAUAAAGUGGAAAGCGCAUUUUAUGAAGUUGACGAUGACGAGGAGCAUGAUAGUGAUUUCUACGAACAUAACGAUGAGGGAUUUGUCAGUGGAGACAGUUUAAAUGAAGAAAGUGAAAAUGAACUGGAGCAAGAGCCCAUCGAGGUGGAAAUUGAAGAAGAAGAACAAGAAGAAGAUGAUGACGACGACGAAUCUCAAUACAAUAAGAGUCGUAAAAGAAACAAAAUACAAGUAAUAUUAAGUGACGACGAAUAA